Messenger RNA from Ctenopharyngodon idella (grass carp), 2273 nucleotides. RefSeq names its product butyrophilin subfamily 1 member A1-like. Lineage: Eukaryota; Metazoa; Chordata; Actinopteri; Cypriniformes; Xenocyprididae. The transcript has 7 exons. The record is from RefSeq and is a predicted model, not a curated record. Gene Ontology annotation, molecular function: protein binding. Bases 620 to 2005 code for a protein of 461 amino acids.
CAGUUUUGAAAAUUUAGAAAAGCAUACACAAAAGAGGUGUAUCAAUACUCUAUUUUGUAUCAAUUCUCUACUUUGAAAAAAUCUUAUUUUUUUUUAUUUUUUUAUCCAUGCAAUGAAAGUCAGUGGGGUCCAAUGUUGGACUAAAAAGCAUUCUUUUGGGAGCUGUCGAGGCCUAAUGGUUAGAGAGUGAGGACCGUCAGAAAAUGACUGAGGUGCCCUUGAGCAAAGCACCUAACCCCCAAUUGCGCCCCAGCAAAAAAUGUGUUUUAUGUGUGUGUUCGCUACUCAUUGCUCCUAAUGUGUGUGCACUAACGUGGAUGAGUUAAAUGCAGAGGAACUAUAUUAGGGUGAAUAAAUAAGUAUGCAUGUAGACCGUGUUUGCUGAAUGUGUGUGUGUGUGUGUGUGUGCCUUUAAAUGUGAGUGUUUGUAUGGGUGAUUUCUGGUUUGACUGGUUUUACUCUAAAGGAAGUGAUAGUCUUUCAAAGACUGUGUUUAAAGAAGAAAGACAAAUCAGGUAAGCAUUUUGACUAAAUCAUAUUUGUAUUAAUUUUAUUUAAAGCAUAGCAUACUAUUUAUGGCUUUUCUCUUAUAAAGAAGAGCAAUUGUUCAUUUGCAGGGAUGAAGUUGAUUGGAGUGGCUCUGAUUUGUUGUGCACUUACAGAUUUAACAUCAGAGCUGUAUAAUGUUGUGGGACCUGCAGAACCUCUCUUUACUGUUGCUGGUGAAGAUGUGAUCCUGCCCUGUUAUAUCAAACCCAACACCAGUGCUGUGGACAUGACAGUGGAAUGGUUUAGACUUGACCAAGACGAAAUAGUGCAUCUCUAUAAAAAUCGUGAAAACAGAAUCACGGAGCACAGUCAGUCCUACAAAGGCAGAACAGCACUGUUCCAAGAUGAACUACAGAAUGGAAAUGCCUCGCUCAAACUCUCAACAGUCCAAGUCUCUGAUGAAGGAGUUUACAAGUGUUUUAUUGAGUCCAACUCCUGGUAUGAUGAUAUCACUGUUAAUGUUAACGUCGGAGCUAUAGGAACUUAUCCACUGAUCAUUAUAGAGGAGUUUGAUCAUUCAGGAGGGCUUCGUCUGCUGUGUGAAUGUGAAGGCUGGAACCCCAAACCUGAGCUUCUGUGGCUGGACAGUAAAGGAGAUGUUUUGAUUUCUGAUACUACAGAGUCACAUAAAGAUGCAAAGGGCUUCAGCGUCAAACACAGGAUCACUGUGCAUAACAGUGAGACCAAGUAUCACUGCAGAGUCAAACUGAGACAUCAUAUGCUGCAAACGGACAUCAGUGUCUCAAGUAAAAUGUUUCACAUCUGGAGAACAUCAGUCAUUUGGAUUUCAAUUACAGUUGUAUUCGGUACCAUUACUGCAGUUGCAAUUGCUACUUUUGUUUACAUAAGAAGAGUUCGCUAUACGAGGAGGAUUCAAAAAGAGAUCGCAAAGAGAAGAAAAUAUGCUGUUGAUGUGACGCUGGAUCCAGAUACAGCUCAUGAAUCUCUCAUCUUGUCUGAUGAUGGGAAACAAGUGCGACGUGGAGAAAAAAAACAGAAUGUCCCAGGCAACCCUGAGAGGUUUGAUAAAUGCGGCAAUGUCCUGGGAAAGCAGGGAUUCUCUUCUGGAAGGUUUUAUUUUGAGGUACAGGUGAAGGGAAAAACUGACUGGGAUUUAGGAGUAGCCAAAGAAUCCAUUAACAGAAAGGGAAAGAUCACACUGAGUCCUGAGAAUGGAUACUGGACAGUGCGGUUGAGAAAUGGGAACCAGUAUAGUGCCUGUGCUGGAACCUCUGUCUCUCUCUCGCUAAAAGUGAAGCCACAGAAGGUGGGUGUGUUUGUGGAUUAUGAGGAGGGUCUGGUCUCCUUUUAUAAUGUGGAAUCCAAGUCUCAUAUCUACUCUUUCACUGAUCAUUGGUUCACUGACAAACUCUAUCCAUUCUUAAACCCAUGUACAAACAUUAAAGGCAAAUACUCAGCCCCAAUGAUCAUCGCACCUAUCAGUUUCAACGAAUGAAUGAACUCGCUAAUAAGUAAAUAUAAAUUGUAUUAAUUAGUUUGUAUUAAUUAUGCUUCCUAAUUAACAUCUUUUAGCAUUACUUGCCUACUUUUGUUACAUUUACAUUUGGCAAAUGUUUUUAUCCAAAGCGACUCGCAUUGCAUUCAAGGUGGGAAUCAAACCCAUGACCUUGAUUUUAUUAGCACCAUUACAAAGAAUAGAUAAGUACGUCCAUAAUUUUGUAUGAUGUAGUGUGUAGAUGGGAAUAAAUUUGUAUUCAAUUUUA